Hydatigera taeniaeformis is the source of this 708-nucleotide messenger RNA. Lineage: Eukaryota; Metazoa; Platyhelminthes; Cestoda; Cyclophyllidea; Taeniidae. The record is from the annotation of a GenBank genome assembly.
AUGACGGAGAGGUACAGCUUUUCUCUGACGACAUUUAGUCCAUCCGGUAAAUUACUUCAAAUUGAAUAUGCAUUGAAGGCUGCCGAAUGUGGCGCUCCGUCUGUUGGGAUACGUGCCUCUAACGGUGUGGUUUUGGCGGUGGAGAAGAAGUUUAAUUCGGAAUUGAUCGAUGAGGCUUCAAUUUCCCGCAUUGAACCUGUGACAAAAUCGGUGGGGAUGGUGUACAGUGGACUGUCUCCAGAUUAUAGAGUCCUUGUAAAACAAGCCCGGAAAUCUGCGCAAGCUUACCAGCUGGCCUACAAUGAAUCCAUUUCUCCUGAGCAAUUAGUUACCCGCAUCGCUGCGGUUAUGCAAGAAUAUACGCAGUCAGGUGGUGUACGACCAUUCGGUGUAUCCCUUCUCAUUGCUGGCUGGGACUACAAUUCAAAUAGAGCCUACCUUUACCAGUGUGAUCCUUCUGGUACUUACUUCCCAUGGAAAGCCACUGCAUUGGGUAAAAAUUCGUUGAAUGGCAAAAACUUUCUUGAGAAGCGGUACAAUGAUAAAUUAGAGUUGGAAGAUGCGGUGCACGCGGCCAUUCUGACAUUGAAGGAGAGUUUUGAGGGUCAGAUGACCGAGAAUAACAUCGAGAUCGCCGUUUGCAAUGAGAAGGGUUUUCGCGUUCUGCAGCCCUCUGAGAUAAAGGAUUACCUGGCCACUAUCCCUUGA